AUUUAGAAUUGCAUAAAAUAUUGCUAUUUAUUGACCCCUGGUUUGGUCCUUAAUUAGUCGUUAAAAUGUACGCGCUACGGUUUAUUGCAACCUUGUGCUAGCGCCUUUGACAUUUUAACUACUAAUUAUUUGUCACUUGUUUUGCCGCCUCCUUUAGACAUCAAGUAGUAUUUCGCUGUCAUUCGGACAGACAACACCCGCAAUAUCGUUUGCAAGGCACAUAUCGUUGUGCAUAGGAGGCAUAUUGUUGCCACAGGUAAUAUCGUUACCACCCACCAAACUAGCAAUAAAUAGUUCUAUAUAUUAAGAAAAACUAUUGUGUUUUAUUUCUUUUUAUAUUUCCCCCUACGGUCCACUGCUCGACGCAUUCGGCGUUUUACUCCCAUCGGCGGAGCCCCUCUGAGCUAAACAUUGGUCAAUUCGAGCCAGAUUUGGAUCAUCGCUUGCGUAUGGAUACUUGGAUCCUCCAUAAAUAUACAGUCCAUUACUCCUGCAUUACAAGGUACGUAUAGUGCAGUGUUGUUUUUAAGUGAGCUCGCGUUAUUAAAUUACCGCGACACCAACAAAACAAUCGGUUUUGUUUGGGUACAAAGGUCGUUUUACUACGUCACCUCUUUCCCUUUUGUUUUGUUUCCCGCCAAUCGUCGGCUUCUAAUUUGGAUGCUUGUAUUCGGCAGCAUCAAAAUCAAAACAAAAUUCAAAAGUAAAACUGUUGCAAAAAUCGUUCGCUAAUUUUCUUUUUGUUUUGGUUCGUUUCAAAAAACCAAACAUUCAAUAUUUCUUUCGUUGAUACCAACAAAAACGUCAUCGUUGUUAUUUCUUAGUUUGGUGUGCUUUACUACCUAAAGCAAAGACCGCAAUAUUAGUCUUUUUGUUUGGUCUGUCCGCUUUAAUAUUGCAUAUUGUUGUUGUUACACCUAUUCUCUUUUUCUCGUUGUAACAACAGUCAAAUUAAUUUUCUGUUUUGUUUGUCGCAAACAACAACAACACUGUUGGAUCAUCCACCAACAUCACUGCUUGCUUUGUCGUGGUUCUCUGAUCAGCGCUUGUUGUUUGUGCUUUGUUAGAUCAGUGAACGAACAUAACAAACGAAGGAAGAAUAUUUUUGUGUAUUCCUCUUUCUGUCGUGUCCGUUUAGGUUGAGUAGCUACACUACGUUGGUCGGUCACUUUGGUUUGUUAUAUUAGUUGGCAUUGGGUGUAAACUUAACGUUAUUAUUAAAGUUAAAUUAAUAUAAAUACUAUAGUGUAUUUAAUUUUUGUUGUUGUUUUCGAUAUUUUAAAAAUUAAUACACCCUACAGACGGUCAUUUUGGCUAAUUAAAUAAAUAAAAAUAAAAUUGUUAUUUUAUUUAUUUUUGUAUUUUUCCCCAAACUUGUUCAGCGUUUCGUGUUAUAAUUAUGGCCUUCGCUCCUCUACAAACUUUCAUAAGAGCAUCUGACACUCUGACAGAAUUUGGUGCACAAAUCGGUGCAAUAAAAGGUGACGAUUUAGAUAUUAGUAUAUUAGAGGAAAGGAAGAGCAAGCUAGAAAAAUUAUGGCAAUCGGUUCAUAAAUCGUUACGAAACUUAGAAAAUUCGGAAAAUGUAACAAAAGAACAUCUGCAUUUGGCAGAAAAUAAACACAACGCUUCUUUAAACAUUUAUUCAAGCACUAUGGCCACAAUUAAUAGAAAAAUUAUAAAAACUCGUUGUGUGUUAAAAAAUUUGAUUAAAAACGCGGAUAAAAAUCAAGAGCUAUCGGCUCAAUCUUUUUUGGUUCCUGAAUCGCAGGAAAAUAUGGCGGCAAAUAUUUCUUCUGGUUGUGAUAUCGUUCACAAUAUGACAUUGCCACCAAUUGAUAUUAAUGUUUUUGAGGGAGAUUUUUCUUCUUGGCCUUCCUUUCGGGAAUUGUUUAGCGCCGUUUACAUUAAUAACUCUCGAUUGAGUGAUGUUGAACGUAUGUUCUAUUUGCUGAACAAAACUUCUGGAGAAGCUCGGGAAAUCGUUUCGCAGUUUCCUCUAACAAAUCGUGGUUUCGCUUUCGCAUGGAAAGCAUUAAAUGAUGAAUACAACAAUAUUCGAUUAUUGGUUCAUCAACAACUAAAGUCGUUGAAUAAUCUUCCGAUUCUUGAGAAAGAAACUGCAGUGGGUCUUAAGGAGAUCCGACUGGGAAUAAAUAGUUGCAUUUUUUCUAUGUCGAUCUAUAACGUUCCCACAGAUCAAUGGGAUCCGAUACUUGUCUUUCUUUGCCUGCAACGCUUGCCGGAAGAAACGACAAUGCUAUGGGAACAAGGUAUUAAAAACAAAUCGGCCCUUUCUUCGUGGAAAGAUUUAGACACAUUUCUUUCAGAAAGGAUAAACACGCUUGUGUGUUUGGAAAGUUAUCGAGAGAAAUCGAUUCCUUCGACUGAUACAAAUUCGUUUAAUACCGCUACCAAGUCCAACUCUAAAUGUUCGUAUUCCCCUUCAAUUGGAAAAACGUGUUCUCUUUGUAGUGAGAAAAUCCAUCGGCUUCAUUUGUGUUCAAAGUUUAAGAAUUUAUCCCCCGCAAAUAGGUUUGCAUUCGUAAAGCGCAACGACCAUUGCAUAAAUUGUUUGGUAAAGGGACAUAAACUAGUAAAUUGUACUAGUAAAAAUAGUUGUUUGAAAUGUGGUCAACGUCAUCACAUGUUAUUACAUCGCGAGUCAGUAAAACCGAAUAGUUCGAUUCCGGUUUUGACUCCAAAAGCUCAGGCAAGCUCGUCAAAAUCGUUGUUGUCAGCUGCAGCCCCAGCUUUUCGUCCCUCAAAAUGUACAUUCUCCACAUCUGUCGAGGUCCAAAAUAAAAAAUCGGAAAUGGUUCGUUUAAAAUCACUACACCAAAUGUCGAAAGAGAACUUAAUUAAAUUUAUAAAAACAAAUUUAUUCAAUGGAAAUAAUAAAAAGAAGUUUAAAUUUGAAAACAAUGUUGUAAAGCGACCUUCGCGUAAAAUCGGUCUCACGACAGCUGGCGGUUUAUAUACCGGCAUUGGCACAGGGUCUCAAUUGGAACCCGCCUCGAAUAUCGUUUCGAGAAACACAUAGCUCGAUUGAAGUCCGAAUCUGUAACUGCAGAUUCAUCUGCGGCUUCAUAUUAUCGUUGUAGCGGAGAUGGAUCCCGAAUCUGUUACUGCCGAUUCAUCUGCGUUUCCAUUCCCUACAUUUAGUUUGAAAAAAAAGUUCACACUGCACUAUACAACCCGUACCUAAUACUGGAUCUUAUAUAGAUUAAGUUAAUUGUGUUGAAACAUGCUUUGAUGUUUCAAGGGGGUCGGCAUGUUUAAUUUAGAAUUGCAUAAAAUAUUGCUAUUUAUUGACCCCUGGUUUGGUCCUUAAUUAGUCGUUAAAAUGUACGCGCUACGGUUUAUUGCAACCUUGUGCUAGCGCCUUUGACAUUUUAACUACUAAUUAUUUGUCACUUGUUUUGCCGCCUCCUUUAGACAUCAAGUAGUAUUUCGCUGUCAUUCGGACAGACAACACCCGCAAUAUCGUUUGCAAGGCACAUAUCGUUGUGCAUAGGAGGCAUAUUGUUGCCACAGGUAAUAUCGUUACCACCCACCAAACUAGCAAUAAAUAGUUCUAUAUAUUAAGAAAAACUAUUGUGUUUUAUUUCUUUUUAUAU
Messenger RNA from Musca domestica (house fly), 3620 nucleotides. RefSeq lists its product as uncharacterized. The record is from RefSeq and is a predicted model, not a curated record. NCBI's taxonomy places the organism in Eukaryota, Metazoa, Arthropoda, Insecta, Diptera, Muscidae. Bases 1400 to 3043 code for a protein of 547 amino acids. The transcript is spliced from 2 exons.